ACAAUUGAAAAAUGGAUAAGAUAAUACAACAAAAUGAUGGUAAGUAUAAACAUUAUUAUAUUUGUUUUGAAUUAUUAAUUAUUGUUUAUUAGAUCAAAUUAUGGACCUGCUGGCUCAAUUAUUGCAACAGCACAAAAUAUUAGAUAACAGCAAAGCUAAGGAUGCUCAAAGUUUGAGUCUACAAGCUCAGCUAGGGGAAAAGAACAAAUUGGAACGGAACAGUUUCCAAACAGUGAAGGAGGUUUUUCCAAACUCAAACCUAACUGAACAUGAGGAUGACUUGGCAUUAGGCGAACACAUUCAGAUAUUCAGUCUACCACCUGACAGUGUGUUAAAUUUAAAUUCUGUUAGUGCUGCACAAAAAGAAUCGUUAGUAAUAAGCCCAUGCAGUGAAGGAAGUGAACAAUUGUGGGACCGUAUUUGGGCUGAAAAUGGGUGUGGUACGGAAACCAAGAUAUGGCACAAGUUCAACAUGAAACAUGGAUUAGAAUUUAAUUGGGGAUCAAAUCAAGUCUGGAAGUGUUACAGGAUGGAAGAGUCAACCUACAGAUGAAAAAACACUGAGAGUGCAUUACCAUUAAGGUAUGAGGUAAAGUAAUAGAGUAUGCACAUUGUCUAAUGAGAAGUACCAUCUUGUGUGAAUGAAUCUUGUAUAACAGCAAUCCUUUAUAGUUCUGUCACA
Molecule: messenger RNA, 682 nt
Organism: Daphnia carinata
Lineage: Eukaryota; Metazoa; Arthropoda; Branchiopoda; Diplostraca; Daphniidae
Exons: 4
Coding region: 101-553 (150 amino acids)
Source: RefSeq, a predicted model, not a curated record